AUGUUUUUGAUUUUGAUUCUACUACCACUAGCAUCAAGUGUCUCUGUUUUCACAAAGACGGUUCCCUCCAGACUAUUAGAUGGUGAUUUGUCAAAUUUACCAUUUGAAACAAAUUUAUUUGUAAACUUUUGCGGAUACAAUGAGAAUGGCGAACCAAAUUUAAGGUGGUUUUAUAAAAUGGAAGAUUCAAUAAUUGAUGAUGGACUACGUGUUCAGGUUGCCAACGACAAAUGCAAAUUUGAAAUUAUUGGUUCGGACGAUAUGCUAAUGCACUGUAACGGUAGACUUUUCCGUGUGCAGGGUAAAACGGUUACACGGUUUUAUGACUAUGCAGAACUCUUUGCAUUCGAUCAUGUUCAAAAACAAUUUUAUGUAUAUCUACACGGGAGCAUAUGUCAUGUUAGGCCUGGAAAUUCCACCAUCACAUUGAAAUCAAUUUCAAAUGUUCGCGAUUUUAACGUUGCCGACGGAGUUUUCACCGUACUACUUCAAAAUGGAACAAUAGAAUACAACAAUAAAGUGCUGGCACAGACUUCAAUCAUUGGCGCCACACAAUCUGGUAAAACUACACUAUUGAGAAAAAUUUUGGAAAAUUGUUCUGAGACGUUUGAAAAACCAAUUGACAAUAUAUUUUGGUUUUAUGGCUUAGAUACACCCAGUAUACCAAGACACUUGCACAACUUUCAUGCAAUCGAAGGAUUACCAGACGUUGAUCUUUUAAAGCAACACAAACAUCCGAAUAAUAUUCUAGUUUGCGACGAUUUGAUGAACUUUUUUGCACGAGAUAAAAAAUCCCUCCAUCUGCUCAAUGACUUGUUUUGUCUUUAUGCUCAUCAUCUCAAUUGCGCAAUUUUCAAUUUGGUCCAGUCUGCGUUUACACUCCCUCCAAUAACCCGAAACAAUAGCACCUACAUUAUUUUGAUGCGGAACUUGUCGGACGCCUCUCAAAUCAAACACCUACUAAUGCAGCAAUUUGGAGACAAAUGGAGAGGAGCCUUCGAAGCAUACCAGGAUGUAAUGUCGAAACCAUAUCAGGCCCUGUUAAUUAAUAAUGAUCCCCUAUCUCUCCCUACUAUGCAAAAUAUCCUAUCCGCAUCAGAUGUUGAUCCAACUACAAAAUGCCGUUUUUAUCAAGAUGUACUAUAUCGAAUUCGUAACCACCCUGAACUACCAAUUGUCACUGAAGAAUUAUUUGAUGUUAUUCAAGAAAAUUUACAACAACAGAAUGACAAUCAAAAAAGAAAUGUGAAGCUAGAGAGACGUAAUUUAAAAUAUGAAGUCAUUCCUGAAAAGAGAGAAUCAUAUCAAGAAAAAUAUUAUGAAAGUCCUCCUGUUUAUAAAGCGGAAAAUGAACAAUUGUUUGAUGACGUGACGUACCACAAUGAUGGAAUAAAUCAUUUAAAGCCCCGCAAAAACGUUUACAUCAAAGAAGAGCCCGAGGAUGAGGAUUAUCAUAUGGAAUACGAAAAAAUUCCAGAAAUAAAUAUGGAGCAAAAUGUAAAUGAACUUUUUAUGGAACCCCAAAAACAUGCACCCGGAAAAAUAAAAAAGUCCAAGAAACAAAAGAAAGACGGAACUCUCAGUAGACCUUUGGGUAAAAAGGAAAAGAAGAGUGUGCAAUACGCCACUUCAAACAAGAGGCAAAAGUUUGAUCUCAAGAGAGGAAAGAGCAUGAAUAACGUGAAACCGCGAAAACUUUAUAAAUUGCAGCUGGAUGAGGAAGAUGAAGAUGAAGAGCCGAUGGUUGAUGAGACGCCACAAAACACUGAGAUUUCCAUUAAAAAAAGACCAUUUCAACAGGAUUCCACAAAAAACUUAAACAAGAGGCAGAAAUUUGAUUUGAAAAGAAGAAAGAAUAUGAGUAGAGUGAGGCCAAACAAAAUUUAUAAGAUGCAAAACUUGAAACGCAACAUUUCUUCAACCAUCCCAGAUAAUGGUACAAAUAUCCCUGCUGCCAAAAGGCGCGUUCUUCACGGAUCUGGUUCAGCUCCACCUCCAGGUUCACGAGUUUAUUGUAGAUUAUGGAAAUUUUAA
Caenorhabditis elegans is the source of this 2034-nucleotide messenger RNA. Lineage: Eukaryota; Metazoa; Nematoda; Chromadorea; Rhabditida; Rhabditidae. The record is from the annotation of a RefSeq genome assembly.